Molecule: messenger RNA, 916 nt
Organism: Ruditapes philippinarum (Manila clam)
Lineage: Eukaryota; Metazoa; Mollusca; Bivalvia; Venerida; Veneridae
Product: perlucin-like protein
Exons: 5
Coding region: 19-759 (246 amino acids)
Molecular function (GO): signaling receptor activity
Source: RefSeq, a predicted model, not a curated record
GAAGAAGAGAAUCUGAAGAUGAUUAGUGUAGUUGUAAUCAUGCAGCCUAGAGUACCAGCUUUUGUGCUUCUCCUUUGUUCAUUUGUGAACGUUUGCUUCUCCGAAGAGAAGUCGUGCUCGCGUUAUGACUUCCAGGAGAAAAUACUCGAGAAAGUGUUGAGAAUGGAAUUCGAAUUUAAAGAAAUGCAAAAGAACGUAAACGUCGCGCAAAUUGCUGUGGACACGUCCGUAAAAUCAGCCGAAAAUCAAAUAGAAGAGCUAGAAGGGAAGACAGACAAGUUCAUGGAAAAUCUUGCAGCGAAAAUGAAGGCCUUUGAUGACCUGUACAACACAAGCCGACCUGCACACGGACCUGAAACAUGUCCAGAUGGAUGGAUCUACUUUCAGAAUUCAUGCUACACAUUUGGAAAAGAUGCUGUACAGUUCUACGAGGCUCAGAGGUAUUGCAAACAGUUUGACGCCGGUCUUGUGAAUAUAGAGAGUUCUGUUGAGAAUUUCUUUCUCCGAAAUUUUCUGAAAGAAUUGAAAGCACCAAAUCACUGGAUCGGUUUGACUGACGUAGAACAGGAAGGUGACUGGAGGCACUAUCCGUCUUUGAAAGAGGUCACUUUCUUUGAUUGGGGGAAGCACCAACCCAACAAUGGAAGAGUGUCCAACUGUGCCGCGUUCUGGGAGAGUUUUCAACAUCUUUGGGUCGACGAACCAUGCACCAACAAAUUUCGACCUCUCUGUGAAAUGAAACUCAACUCAAGUGAAUAAUAUCUUUGCUUCUAUCAAGCCGACACUUAUGUAACCAGACAUUAAUCUAUUUCUAUCAAAUGAUAAAGUCUGUUUUCGAUAAUAAAAAUGUGAUUCAGAAUGACUAUUUUGUUUUUGCUAUAAUGUUAAAGCGAGAUAACUGUUCCUUCUGCAGUGU